Messenger RNA from Theileria annulata, 837 nucleotides. Its product is annotated as 26S proteasome regulatory subunit, putative. Gene Ontology annotation, cellular component: proteasome regulatory particle, lid subcomplex; nucleus; proteasome regulatory particle. NCBI's taxonomy places the organism in Eukaryota, Apicomplexa, Aconoidasida, Piroplasmida, Theileriidae. Gene Ontology annotation, biological process: proteasome-mediated ubiquitin-dependent protein catabolic process. The transcript is spliced from 3 exons. The record is from RefSeq and is a predicted model, not a curated record. The coding region runs from base 1 to 837 and encodes 278 amino acids.
AUGGAAUCAGAAUCUUUUGAAUCAAGUUUGAGUGAAUUGGAGAGCAUUUUUUCCAAAGUUCCCUCAGAUAAGGCAAACUUGGAAAAAUGCCUCAAACUCAUUGAUGACGUGAAGGAUACGCUGGCGAAGGUCAGACUCUCCUCAGAAUUUUUGACCCGUGAUCACCUUUUAAAAAUGAGAAAGUUUUUUGAGCUCUAUUCUCUCGUUUGUUUGGAGUUGAACGACACUGAGGGCUUCAAAUGUGCAUAUUCACAGCUCCAUCCUUUAUAUUUCGACUUCUCGCACUUGCUUGACAGAAGUGAGAGGAUGUGCCAUAUUUUGAGUAUGUGGAUGCUACACUUGGUUAGUGAGAAUAAGAUCGGGGAUCUGUAUAUGUUACUGGAGCGAAUCCCCGAAGAUUUGAAAAAGGAUGAAAAAAUCCAGUUUGUCAUUAACUUGGACCGUCUAAUGAUGGAGGGGAACUUGGGGAAGCUUCUGGAUUUGAACGACAAUUCCAAUGAAUACUACAGGAUUAUCGCAGCUACUUACCGCAAUAAGAUAGCCUCCUCGAUGGAGCUCAGCUAUAAACAACUUGAUAUGGACUACAUUAUCAAAACACUCAAAUUAAAAAACCUUCAAGAGUUAUUGGACUUCAUUUCGUACUAUAACCAAUAUAAGCUUCAGUCAGGUAGGCGUUUGACUCGUAAUUUUAAUUUAGAUUCCAACUCAAUUCCUUGGAAAGUCAUGGACGACUGUGUGAUUUUCCAAAAUGAAUCUGUUGUGAAGCAUAAGAUACCUUCCAAAGAGCUCCUGAACAACUCCUUAAAAUACUUAACUGAUCUCGAGAAGAUCGUGUAA